AUGGUGUUCGCGAUCCGGAAGUGGCGAUGGUGGUGUUACCAGACGUCGGUGUUGCUGACCCUCACUAGCCAGCUGGUGUCCGUGGAAGGGCAGAUAAGUCUGUCAUCUGUACCGUGUGGACAACAGCAGCAACAGCGGAUCGUUGGCGGGAUGAACUCCAACCGGGGCCAAAUAACCUACAUCGCGAGUCUCACCAAACGGGGCGGCCAUUUCUGUGGGGCAGCGAUCGUCAACGAACGGUGGCUUCUAACGGCCGGUCACUGUGUGUGCAGUGGCGCUGGUAAGGUGUUACGCGCGAACCAAAUUCAGGCCGUGUUAGGUCUUUACCGUAGGUCCGAGUUUGGUGGAAAUCAGCUCGAACCGGAUCCGUUUUCCGAUCGUGCGUAUGAAGUAGGCAUCCGGACGAUCGUGCCACAUCCGGGGCAUGUGUGUAAUAGGCCCGCGAAUGACAUCGCCCUGUUGGAGUUGGCCCGAAGGAUCGACUUCACAGCCUCCGUUCGACCGAUCUGUCUGUCUAGUGGUGCGGAUGGAUCGGCCCGGGUCGAGGGUCAAACGGCUGUUGUGGCAGGAUGGGGUUGGCAGCAAGAGAACCGAAAUUUGGGCGAUAAAGCGGACACGUUGCAGCGAGCCGUUGUGGAUGUGUUUCGGAAUGAGGAAUGCGAAAGCAUGUACCGGAGGGCGAAUCGAUCGCGAACGAUCGCACGGACGCAGUUGUGUGCCGGCAAGGGCACAGGUGGUGUGGAUGCUUGUUGGGCUGAUUCCGGUGGACCACUCGUCACGAGCGGUAACGUGCUGAUUGGGAUCGUUUCGACGGGAAUCGGUUGUGCUAGGCCGGGUUUUCCGGGUAUCUACACGCGGGUCAGCGAGUACGCCAGCUGGAUCGUGACGGUGAUCGAUCGGUUUAGAUGA
Messenger RNA from Anopheles nili, 909 nucleotides. RefSeq names its product transmembrane protease serine 9. The transcript has 3 exons. The coding region runs from base 1 to 909 and encodes 302 amino acids. The record is from RefSeq and is a predicted model, not a curated record. Gene Ontology annotation, biological process: proteolysis. Lineage: Eukaryota; Metazoa; Arthropoda; Insecta; Diptera; Culicidae. Gene Ontology annotation, molecular function: serine-type endopeptidase activity.